UUCAUUUGAUUUCAAAAAGCAAACGAGUUUGGUUGUUAAAAGUGGAGAAAGGAAAAUAGAGCGCUUGAUUGCAUUUCAUAUUUUAAUUUGAAGAACAAAAAAGAAGUCAAGAAAUAAAAAAAAUAUAAAGUGAAAAUGUCUUUGGUGCCCUUAAUAGUUAAUUUAGCUCGUGGUAUGGAUGCUGAUUAUCAUCAUGGUCUGGUGGACGAUUGGGAUCGUAUGCUAGAUGAUGAUUUUGGUUUUGGAAUAAAUCCUGUCGAUAUAUUCCGUCCACGUUUGGCUUCAGUCACAGGUCAUCAUCAUCAUCAUCAUUUGCUGCCUAGACGCUCUUCAUUGUAUGCGCCAUAUUUGUUGGGCAGACGCCAACGUCAGCAACGUGAGAGAAGUGAUUCAACAUCUGGUAGCACUGCAUUAAUGCCAACCAUUGGCAAAGAUGGCUUCCAAGUCUGUAUGGAUGUUUCACAAUUCAAGCCCAGUGAGUUGACUGUGAAAACGGUGGAUAAUACUGUUAUUGUUGAAGGCAAACAUGAGGAACGUGAAGAUGAACAUGGCCUUAUACAACGUCAUUUUGUUCGCAAAUAUACACUGCCCAAAGAUUAUGAUGCAAAAGAUGUCGUCUCGACCAUUUCUUCAGAUGGUGUGCUUACUGUUAAAGCUCCUCCACCACCCAAUAAAUCCAUUGCUGGUAAUGAACGUAUCGUUCAGAUACAACAAACUGGCCCGGCUCAUUUGAAUGUUAAACAACCAGAGCAGGCUCAAGCCAUUAAGCUGCAGCAGGCUCAGUCUAAUGGUGCUGGGGAAAAAGCUGAAACUGCCAAAUAAAAAAGAAAAGUUCAUCUGUAACCAAUUAAUUGAAUUAAAGAGUAUUUUAAGCGUUUUAUCUAUUCCAUUUAUAUUUUUUUUUUUUUUUGCCAUGGGUAGAUAUAGAGUGUGUUUGUAUACUUUAGUAUGUAUUUGCUCAUGCAUUUCUUUUUUUAUUCAUAUUUACGUUUUGUGUUUUAAGUUUUUUCCUUUAUGUUUCAUCCCAAUUUAUGCUACAGUGUAGUUAAACAACUGAUGUGUGUACUGAAUUUUAAACGGAAAUUUCCAAUAUUAUAAAUAAACUUUUUUCUAUAUUUAUAAAA
Molecule: messenger RNA, 1124 nt
Organism: Lucilia cuprina (Australian sheep blowfly)
Lineage: Eukaryota; Metazoa; Arthropoda; Insecta; Diptera; Calliphoridae
Product: heat shock protein 27-like
Exons: 1
Coding region: 136-822 (228 amino acids)
Biological process (GO): protein refolding; response to heat
Molecular function (GO): protein folding chaperone
Source: RefSeq, a predicted model, not a curated record